UUGAGUGAUGGAUUCCGCGAUGGAUACUGCGUCCACGGCCAGUGAUCACAGCAUCGCUUCAUCAAACGAUUCACGGGGCAGACAUAUUUCGUCCCCAAUACAGCACAACCACAAUGGUAGCAGCAGCCAUCAGCACCAGUUAGACAAAACGCGUACACCGACGCCUGUGAGCCCAGUACACAACAGUCACAGUGGCGGCAGCAACAAUGGGCCCCUGAGCAAUCACCAUAGUGGCCGCCAACUUUCGUCUAGUCCGCUGAGCGUCAGUGCCCAGGCUCAGAUGAUGGGUCACAUGGCGCACCCACUGAGCCCUCCACAUGUGUCUACGCCGACCAGCAUGGCUGGUAUGGUUGGGAUGCCGCCCAGGAUGGCACAGAACCUGUCGCACCUGCCGCCUCAUGGACUGGGCCUGCUGAACUCCUUCAUGCACCAUGCUAGUCCGCUCGAUUUGAUGGCCGCGGCCCAUCAUCACGUGCCGCCGCGAUCGUACAAUAGCCCACCGCCGAUCUCCAGCUCUGAUCCCACGGCUAACGAGUGCAAACUAGUCGACUACCGGGGACAGAAGGUGGCUGCCUUCAUGAUACAGGGUGAAACGAUGCUAUGUCUUCCGCAGGCGUUCGAGCUGUUUCUAAAACAUCUCGUCGGUGGCCUGCACACAGUCUAUACCAAGCUGAAGCGGCUCGACAUUGUUCCGCUGGUGUGCAAUGUGGAGCAGGUUCGAAUAUUACGCGGCCUGGGCGCUAUCCAACCCGGUGUCAAUCGCUGCAAAUUGCUGUCCUGCAAGGAUUUCGACGUCCUAUACAGGGAUUGCACCACGGCCAGAUGCUUGUCCAUAAAGCCACCUGAGAGUCUUAACUCCAGUAACUCUCUGCUAUCGCACAGUUCCAGGCCCGGCAGACCGCCGAAGCGAGGCCCGGUAGGACUUUCUAUGCCAACGUCGCACAUGCCGCAUCAUGCCCAGUUGAAGAAGCAUCGCUUAGACAAUGGAGAAUUUGUGUACGAGAACGGACAUCUUAAUGAUUUGCCCCGUCUGGAUAAAUCCCCGCUGCUGGCGAAUGGUUAUAAUGCACCCCCAACGCACCUGAAUCACAUACCGUUCAUGCAAAUGAACCCACAUCCAGCGGCUGGCGGUCAUCCGCUGAUGAGUCCUGGCGUUAACCCGCACGGCAUUCAGCGACCCGACGGAUCCAUCAUUAAAGGCCAGAACAUCCCCGGCAUGGAAGCUAUUGCAAGGUCGCAUCACACGGGCAUUUGGGAAAAUUGCAGAGCCGCUUACGAGGACAUUGUGAAGCAUCUGGAAAGGCUACGAGAGGAGCGGGGCGAUGACAGGACACCAAACGUUGACCACAAACCGCGGGAUCUCAGUUCACAAGGCAGCGGUCUUCCGCUCACAGAUUCACCAAACGGUCAGAGUCCAGCACUGAACCUGUCCAAAUCCGGUGUAGGAGAUCAUGGUGGCGCUAGCGGUGGAGGUGGAGCGGCUGGCGGUGGUAGCGGACCACAAAGCGAACGAAGCAACCCGAUCUCACCGGAACCGUCGGUGCACGAAGAGGAUGAGAAUAUGAGUGAAGCCAACAUAUCCGAUACGGAAGAACCGAACGAUAAGGACGAAGACAUCAGCGAUUGUGAGCGGGACAUUCAUUCGCCGGUACCAGCCGUCAUUCCGAUUCCGCAGGAGAUCGAGGCCCAUCGACAGCAAGCUUUGAAUUAUUCGAGCUUGGCAGCCAGCGUCGCUGUUGGCGCUGUUCCAACCGGUCAGGACCCGAACAUAUCAUCCACUGAGACGCUACUGCGAAACAUUCAAGGGCUGCUAAAGGUUGCCGCCGAUAAUGCCAGACAGCAGGAGCGUCAGACGUCCUACGAAAAAGCCGAGCUGAAGAUGGACGUAAUCAGAGAGCGCGAAGUGAAGGACUCGUUCGAGCGUCAGUUGGCUGAUGAAAAACGAUUACGAGCACUCUACCAAAAGCGAUUCAAAAAGGAGCGUCGAUUACGUAUCCAGAUACAGGAGCGGCUGGAUGGUGAACGGAAGCGGCGUGUUCAGCUAGAGGACAUCAUCAAGGCUUCCGGUGCACCCGCUGAAGCACUGAGAAUCAUUGCGGACAACAUUAGCAGCGAUCAGCAGCAGCGUGAAAAGGAGCGCGAGCGCGACUCGGAGCGUGAGAAGGAACGGGACAAGGAGCGAGAGCGUGACCGGGAUCGCCGGGAACAACGUGAUAAAGGACAGGAACGUGAACGAGAGCAUCAUCAUCAGCAAUCGUCCUCGGCGUCGGAACGGAACCGCGACCGGGGCGCUAUCGACGAGUCCUUGCGUGCUGAUAGACAUCGCGUAGAGGUCGAACGGGAGCGACGUGCAUCUUCGUCCGAGCGAUACUCGAAAGAAGAGAGUCCCGCGCCCAACCUUUCGAUAUCGUCACGUCCGAGCCAGGAAGUGUCACCUUCCCAGCCUCCAAUCAGCGAAGGUAAAUCGUGGAACUAUUCCGGCCUCGACAUCAUGGCUUCCGGAGCCUUCUGGCAGAAUUACUCCGAAUCCCUCGCCCAAGAGCUGGAGCUGGAGCGAAAAGCACGUCAGCAGGCGACCGAAGGGGAAGUAAAAGGGCCGCUGCAGGAUCGUUCGAAUUACUAUAAAAACUCCGUACUUUCGAGUACCAAUGCUGAAGUGCGUGUAAACAUAUCCUGGAGCCUUCGAGAAUUAAAAUGUUGGCAAGAAUAUGUGAGCUACUCUUACUUGCUGCAGGAUGAACGAUUUCCGUUGAGGAAUAAUGUGACGCAGAUUGAUUCUACGGUAUACCCAAAUGUAUGCAGCAAUGAUCGACAUAUCGUAAUUCCGGAAACCAAAUUCGCAGAGACCAGCAAUCCAGUUGCUGCACAAUCUCGACGAAGCAUUGGAGCUUUAAGCAGCGAACAGCAACCGGUCUUUACAGUGUCAAAGGAUGGACUAUACAUAUUUAUACUGCGUAUCGAGCCAGGCGAUAAGGAAAGUGUACGAUCCAAUGGCGAUGUGGACAUGCUCGGCGAAUACACGGCCAGCGUUCACGUCGAAAUAAGACGCCAAAGCGGCUACUUAUCGGCAGUCGAUUGGCCACUGCUUCCAUUCUAUGGCGCAAUGUGUUUGGUUUAUGUGUUACUUGGCAUUGUAUGGCUAACGGUAUCGUUUUUACAAUGGAGAGAUUUGCUUCGCAUACAAUUCUGGAUCGGAGGUGUAAUUCUACUAGGAAUGCUGGAAAAGGCCAUGUUUUAUGGUGAAUAUCAGAGCAUCAAUUCCACUGGAGUGUCAGUAAAAGGCAUGGUGCUCUUGGCAGAAUGGGUCUCGUGUGGGAAGAGAACGUUGGCCAGAAUGCUCGUUAUUAUAGUGUCCCUGGGUUUCGGAAUAGUAAAACCACGUUUAGGACCGAUGCUGCAUCGGGUGGUGGGAACAGGUGUGCUUUACCUGGUACUGGCCUGCGUAGAAAGCUUCCUGCGUAUCAUGCACACAAAAAAUGAUCCUAGCAAUCAGAUACUUGUUGCCAGCAUCCCGCUGGCAGUUCUCGAUUCAGCCAUUUGCUGGUGGAUAUUCACCUCUCUCGUGCAAACAACUCGCACUUUGCGUCUACGACGGAAUAUGGUGAAGCUCUCCUUGUAUAGACAUUUCACCAAUACGCUCAUAUUUGCCGUGCUGGCGUCUGUAGUGUUUAUGCUGUAUUCCAUAAAGGUGCACCGUUUUGCGGAUUGCUUGACGGAUUGGAAAGAGUUGUGGGUGGAUGACGCGUUUUGGCAUGUGCUCUUCUCGACCCUACUACUCGUAAUUAUGAUUCUUUGGCGACCCACUAAUAACAAUCAACGCUAUGCUUUCACGCCACUUCUUGAUAAUCCUGAGGAUGAGGAUGACGAAGAGGAAGAACAAUUUGUUUCCGAUGCGUAUGGUGUUAAGAUGCGAGGAACGCGAAGUAAUUCACCGAAACCCAAUGCGAAAAGCCCUACCACUGACGAGGAAAACUUGAAGUGGGUGGAAGAUAACAUCCCUGCAGCUAUCGCUGACGCGGCACUGCCUGUUUUGGAUUCGGACGAGGAAAUUAUCAACACAAAGUUUGAGGUCUCCAAAAUGCAAUGAGUUGCUUCAUCAGAAAUCCUACGUUACAUAGUAAAGUAAUGUAAGCUUGCCAGGUAAUUAUGAAAUCUGUAUCGAUACAUGGACAU
Molecule: messenger RNA, 4173 nt
Organism: Anopheles maculipalpis
Lineage: Eukaryota; Metazoa; Arthropoda; Insecta; Diptera; Culicidae
Gene: dac
Product: dachshund homolog 2
Exons: 19
Coding region: 8-4087 (1359 amino acids)
Cellular component (GO): membrane
Source: RefSeq, a predicted model, not a curated record